AUGCCAACAAGGGAAAGUAAUCAAGUGGUUGAUGAGACGGAUAGGCUUGACAUUGCUCGCCGACACUUCGAUCAUGAGAAUUUGUACAGGACAGAGCGAGAAAUACGGAGGACCCUUGAUCCUCUGACAUGGGAACAUCGAUGGACCGUCAAAGAUAAAGCAAUGUCAGGAAAUCAGGUCGCAUUAAUGAUGCCACUAUCCGAGCUACACGCCACAUUAAUGACGCCAUCGCAGAUCCACGCCGCAUUAAAAUACCCUAACAAUAGGAACAAUACGAAGGACACAGACUCCAUUGGGGCAAACACGAUUUGUCUCCCCCAGACUCAUGGACUCCUCCCAAAUGGCAACUUUGAGGAAUCACCCGCGAAGUCAAACCUCAAGAAGACAGUAAUCAAAGGGAAAUAUUCACUCCCGAAAUGGGAAAUCAACGGCUUGGUGGAGUACAUCUCCGGUGGGCCGCAGCCACGGGGCUUCUUCUACGCCGUUCCUCGCGGGGUUCACGCGGUGAAACUAGGCAAUGAGGCCUCCAUCUCUCAAAACGUGAAGGUGAAUCCAGGCUCCAUCUACUCCAUCACGUUUGGGGCCACAAGGACUUGUGCCCAAGACGAAGUGCUAACGGUUUCGGUCCCUGGCCACUCGGCGGACCUUUCUAUACAAACCCUUUUUAGCAGUAAUGGUGGCGACACAUAUGCCUGGGCUUUCAAGGCGACUUCUAGGGUUGUGAAGUUGACAUUUCACAACCCUGGGAUUCAGGAGGACCCCACUUGUGGACCCCUCUUGGAUGCUAUUGCAAUCAAGGAAAUGCUGCCCCUCAAGUAUACUAAAGGAAACCUCGUGAAAAAUGGUGGUUUCGAAAUUGGCCCUCAUGUGUUCAAGAAUUUCUCAACCGGAAUACUCCUCCCUCCCAAGUUAUUAGACCUAAUCUCACCACUCCCCGGUUGGAUUAUCGAGUCCCUCAAACCGGUGAAGUACAUCGACAAGAAGCACUUCUUCGUUCCCUCUGGCCUCGCCGCCAUUGAACUGGUUGCUGGGCAAGAAAGUGCCAUUGCCCAAAUCAUCAGAACAGUUCCCAGCAAGUUGUACAACCUCACUUUCACCAUUGGAGAUGCAAAGAACGCUUGCCAUGGCUCCAUGAUGGUUCAAGCCUUUGCUGCCAAAGAAACCCUGAAAGUUCGAUUUGUAUCUAGAGGAAAGGGUGAGUUCAAAACUGCAAGUUUCAAGUUCAAAGCAAUCUCGGCAAGGACAAGGAUAACGUUUUUCAGUGCUAGCUAUCACACAAGGCUUCACGAUUAUGGUCAUAUUUGUGGUCCUGUGUUGGACAAUGUCAGGGUAUUUCCUACUGUCCACUGA
Messenger RNA from Juglans microcarpa x Juglans regia, 1350 nucleotides. RefSeq lists its product as uncharacterized. The record is from RefSeq and is a predicted model, not a curated record. NCBI's taxonomy places the organism in Eukaryota, Viridiplantae, Streptophyta, Magnoliopsida, Fagales, Juglandaceae. The transcript has 3 exons. Bases 1 to 1350 code for a protein of 449 amino acids.